UUGUUGACUGUCAAGUGAGCCCUUGGGGACCGUGGAGCUCAUGCGAUGCGGACUGUGGGGCAGGAACGAUGAGCCGCUCCCGCACGGUGGUGGUUGAACCGCAGAACGGUGGCAGACACUGCCCCAGCCUUCAGCAGAGGCGCGGAUGUCAAGUAUCCAAUUGCCAUCACCACCAGGAUCCCGCAAUCAAAGAGAUGGCAAUCCUUUUACCAGGAUCACUGUCGAAGUCGAGGAAGUCCAAUGAGACGGAUCUUCGACACAACUUGAGGAUCAACUAUCCCGAGGAAAACUUGGAAUACGACCCAGCGAAACAGUACUGCGUUGAAUUCCAGGUGGUGAAGGCGUCGAAGGCGUGCAAGAAGGAGUCCAAUUACGAGGCGCUCAAGGAAGGUGAAACGGUGUGCGUACGUUGCGAGUCUCAGGCCCUGCGAAAAACCCUCGGAUAUAGGUGUCAAGGUCACGGGGUGACCGGACUCUUCACCAGAUGGUCAGCUUUUUCGGCGCCGCAUUGUCACGGCAAAUGGGUCCGUGUCCAGCAGCACGCAGACAAGUCCUGCGGAGUAAAAUCCUGUCAAGCGGACAGCAUUUACAUUUUCGUUUAAUUUCGACAUGUUACACACUCGAAACACGGCCCAAACCCGCCUCCUACCCCCUUCUACACACACACACAAACUAUUUUACCUUUAUUUAGACUGAACCCAUAUAUAUUCAUUUAAUUUACUUUACUUUACCCUAGACUGAGACGUUUUCGCAAUUU
Molecule: messenger RNA, 757 nt
Organism: Nicrophorus vespilloides
Lineage: Eukaryota; Metazoa; Arthropoda; Insecta; Coleoptera; Silphidae
Product: somatomedin-B and thrombospondin type-1 domain-containing protein-like
Exons: 4
Source: RefSeq, a predicted model, not a curated record